AUGUAUAGUGGGGAUGAGAAAGGUCGAUUUGGGAGUGAUCUAUCUAUCUAUCUAUCUAUCUAUCUAUCUAUCUAUCUAUCUAUCUAUCUGUCUGUCUGUCUGUCUGUCUCAGUCCUAUCUACCUCAGUCCUAUCUAUCUAUCUAUCUAUCUAUCUAUCUAUCUAUCUAUCUAUCUAUCUAUCUAUCUAUCUCAAUCUACACAUUAGAUCUCUCUCUCUCUCUGUCACUUUAAAAAUCCCAUUGUUCAUAUCUAUCUAUCUAUCUAUCUAUCUAUCUAUCUAUCUAUCUCUUUCUGUUCAUAUCUAUCUCUUUACCUCUCUCUAUCUCAUUCUGUUCAUAUCUAAGUCUACUCAUUAUCUAUCUAUCUAUCUAUCUAUCUAUCUAUCUAUCUUAUUCUUCUACUCAUUAUCUAUCUAUCUAUCUAUCUAUCUAUCUAUCUAUCAUCUAUCUAUCUAUCUCAGUUUCUUCAUAUCUAUUUUGAUAAUGAACGAACACCUGCUUUUUUUUUUUAAAUCGGAAAUGUCACCGUUUGCAAGAGUUUCUUCCUCCGUAAUCUUGGAGAUGGGAAUCAUAGACUAUCUGUCUGUUUGUCUGCCUAUCUAUCUAUCUAUCUAUCUAUCUAUCUAUCUAUCUAUCUAUCUAUCUAUACUUCUAUUCUUUCACUAUUUCAGUUUACCCCUCUCUCUAUCCAACACCCCCUCCCGCCGCUCGCUUAUCCAUAUUAUGCCACACGUCGCAGCCACUCAUUUCGUAAGUAGAGAAAUGACCGUAACAAUUCGCAGAACAUCUCUCCGUCUCAUUCUUUUUGAAAGACUUGUAAAUCGUCUAUUUCUCCCUCCACAGCCUCUUCUUACUCCUGUUUUUCUUUAUUUCUCACCGAUAUUUUCACCCGGUUCUGUUCGUCUUUUGUUCGUGUUAGAUGUCACUUUUCAAUGUUCUCUGACUUUUGUUUUCGUCACUGUUGCCGUCGUCUCUCUUGCUCGUUCGGGCAGGACAGCCAAUUUGUAUUUGCCGCUCCACCUUUUCACGCCAACCCCAAGUCGUUAA
Molecule: messenger RNA, 1047 nt
Organism: Acanthosepion pharaonis
Lineage: Eukaryota; Metazoa; Mollusca; Cephalopoda; Sepiida; Sepiidae
Source: the annotation of a GenBank genome assembly